Messenger RNA from Eufriesea mexicana, 2216 nucleotides. Its product is annotated as tudor and KH domain-containing protein. The record is from RefSeq and is a predicted model, not a curated record. Gene Ontology annotation, cellular component: P granule. The transcript is spliced from 9 exons. Gene Ontology annotation, biological process: P granule organization; spermatogenesis; piRNA processing. NCBI's taxonomy places the organism in Eukaryota, Metazoa, Arthropoda, Insecta, Hymenoptera, Apidae. The coding region runs from base 28 to 1848 and encodes 606 amino acids. Gene Ontology annotation, molecular function: RNA binding.
AUAGCCUCAAUUUUUCUGUGAUAUAAAAUGCGGUGGAUGACACGACACUUUACACUACCAAUUUUAUUGGGUUUGUCUUUAACAAGUAUUAGUAUUGCUGCAUUAUAUGUACUGUACAAAAAGGAUGAAGAAGAUAUUAAGUCUAGAAAAAACAAAGUUGAAGUUUCAAAACAAUUUACAGUGGAAUGUAAGAUACCCAGGCAAUUUGUUCCUGCUGUUAUUGGAAGAAGUGGUUCAGUAGUAAAAGAUAUACAAAAUAAAACAGGAACGCAGAUACAUUUUAAAGAAGAUAAUAUUGAUUGUCCUGAUCGUAUUUGUAUAAUAAAAGGAAACUAUGAAAAUGUACAUUUAGCUGAAGAAAUGAUAAAGUCUAUAGUGCAAAAUCAGCCUAUAAUUGAAACAUAUGUAAUGUAUAUACCUCAAAGUACAUGUGGCGGAAUAAUAGGAAGGGGUGGUGAAGUUAUACAACGAAUUCAAACAAUAUCGAGUGCAAAAAUUAUCAUUGAUAGAAACUAUGAUCCUCAUGAUGCAAGUGCGGAGAGAAUGGUUACUAUAAAAGGAACAGGUGAACAAAUUGCUGCAGCUUUGUCCCAAAUUAAAGACAAAAUUCGUGAAGUAAAAGAAGCACGUGGAAAGUUAGAGGCUUCUUCUGCUUCAAGACUGCCAAGAGGAAAAUUAUCUCCCCGAAACACUAAAAUUAGUACAUCUGAACAGGUUCAAACUACUGAAUCUUUGUCAUUACAAGUUUCUGAUGGCUUGAUGGAAGUAUAUGUAUCUGCAAUGGAAAGUCCUAGCCAAUUUUGGGUUCAAGUUGUUGGUCCUAGUACUACAGCAUUAGAUAAAUUAGUAUCUGAAAUGACUGCUUACUAUAAUGAUGAACAAAAUCAUGAAUUACAUAUAUUGAAAAAUAUAACACUUGGACAAAUAGUAGCAGCAAAAUUCAGUUGUGAUGAACAGUGGUACAGAGCUGAAGUUAUUUCUACUCCUGAAGAUGGUCAAUGUGAAGUCUAUUUUGUAGAUUAUGGAGACCAUGAAAUGGUUCAAGUUGAUUAUGUAUUAGAGCUUCGAACCGACUUUCUCAGCUUAAGGUUGCAAGCAGUCGAAUGUUCGUUAGCCAAUAUUAAACCACGGGAGAAUGAAUGGAGUACGGAGGCUUGCGACUUGUUUGCUGAACUCACUUGGUUGGCUCAAUGGAAAGUGGUGAUUGCCAAAGUUAAGGGUUACAAGGAGCGGACCCUCAGUUACGGUAGAUCUCGACGCGAGGGUUCACCGAUUCCUUGCGUUGAUCUUUUCAAUAAGAACGAAGACAAGGACAUAAAUAUCGGCCAAGAGAUGAUAAACGAAGGCUUCGCUGAGCUGGAGGAGCCUCUGUUAUCGGCAGCCUCUUCAACGCUGUCGCUAUCAACGCAAAGUCACGAAUUCCCGACUAUUUCAAGUCCAGCGUCUACUUCCCCAUUGGUGAAACGACCUAUGACCCCUAAAACAUCGGCAAACUCUUCGCGUACAUUGGGCUCGACCGAUUCUCCAAACCCAGAUGAAUCGGCCAUAGAUCUCGAAACAUCCAGCGACACACCUUCAGGCUUGCAAAUCGAAGAAAUCGAAGAAAUCGAUCUUGUCACACCGCAGAAAAUACACAGACAGAUUGAGGAGAUCGAUCUGGUGACACCGACGAAGGACGAGACGAGCCGUUUCAUCGAGAACAACGGUGGACGUCUGCGAAACGGAAAUAGCAAUCAGUACGAGAAAACACGAAAUCCUCGGUCGAAAACCGACGAAUCUGUGCGAAUCAUCGCGGCUGGCUACGAGAGCGAUCUUUCGGCAGAUUCGGACGAAUUGGAGCUGGGGUAAAUCGAAAACACCAGCUGUGGUUCUCUUUUUCUAUCCAGUUACGCUUUUCUUCUUUUCUUUAACCUCGUAGUUGUUUUAGAUGUGAUGAUUUGAAACAUUGCAAACGAAGCCUUUCCUCGAUAAAAAAGGAAAUGGAAAAAGAGAGAAUAACGUAGAAAACAUGCAACGAUUUAAGCCUUUCACCUAUGCGCUCUAUUUUUUGUUUUUUAAUUUCAUCGUUAAUGUUGUAGUUAGUCUAAGUUUGAGAGAGAUUAUCUUGUUGCAACUUACGGUUCUGAUACUUUCGCAAUCUCGUCGGUCAUAAAGAAUCAUGGAGAAGAAAGUUACUGAGUAGAUUAUAACUAUUGAAGAAUAAAAUUUUAGAGAAA